Molecule: messenger RNA, 1617 nt
Organism: Letharia columbiana
Lineage: Eukaryota; Fungi; Ascomycota; Lecanoromycetes; Lecanorales; Parmeliaceae
Exons: 1
Coding region: 1-1617 (538 amino acids)
Source: RefSeq, a predicted model, not a curated record
AUGCAGGCUAAGAGCCUUCCACCGACAUCUUCAUUGACUAUACUCAGCUCCUCGCAAUCAGCCAAAGAACUGGAUGCUUCCCCCACAACGGCAUACUCCGCUGGCCAUUUACCCUCAUACCGCGCCGUUAAAAAUUUACCCUAUGAGCUCCGCGAGCAUUGCAUGAUAUAUCUCGAAGAGGGUCUUCACUGUCAAGCCUUAAAUCUUCUGACCUCACUCUUAACAUCCGGGUUUACCUCUUCGAGCCCACUUCCUGCCUUCCUUCCGCCGCCUCAUUACCUCGCGCUGAUCGCGACCCUAGCCGUCCAUCCUACCCUGACGACACGGGCGAAGACCCUGGAUCGAGUCCAAGCCGCCAAUCUUGCGCUUCGAUAUCUACGCUUGGUGCUAAAGCAUGCUGGUCCUGUCAAUGGCAAUCUCAAUGACGCAUUCACAUUCAAUAGUCUUAGCUUUUCGUCGCGGCGCGGAGGAAGUGGGAGAAGAAGAAUUACAGGCGAAGGGGCAAUCCCUCCUGUCGACGAUGAUGAGCGCAUUGAUACCGAAUUGGCGAAUGCUGGGUCAUUGUGGGCACAUGCAGAAGGUUUCUGGCAUGUUGUCGGGUGGUGCUUCAAUUGCAGUAUCCUGCACAAACGGCGGUGGGAGAGAUGGAACGCCUGGCUGACGUAUAUGAUCGAGGUUCUCGAAGUGGACUGGGAUGCGCGGGAACACGGAGAGGGGCAUGAAUCGAGAGAGAAGAGCUUGAUCAUGAAAUAUAUCAACUCCGGAGCCACCACUGCGGGGAGGCAACGACACAUUUUAAGGGCCGUCUUUGCAGAUGGCAGGACAAAGUCAGUGGCUGAAUUUGGCGAAAUUUGGAAGAACGAGACAAAAGAGCUGAAGAAGGACGUCGACGUCACAAAAGCAGAGAAGAAGAUCGAUAUCGAAGCCGACAACUACGGCGAUUACAUGGAAGACGAAGAUGAUGAGGACUUGACGGACUCACCAGAGGAUCUCUCGCCUCCCCCUGAGCAAAUGACAGAAUCCAUCCCCAAUGUCGCAGAUGACCUUGGCGGUAUGGACUCCGUCAACCUGCGUCUUCGUCUCCUCUCCCUCCUGUCCAAAGUGUCCGCCGGCCUCCCCGACGAUUUCACAGACCUUAACACACUCUACGAUAACUUCCUUGAGCACAUCCGCUCUCUACCAAUACCUGCAUUUUUCCUCAUAAUCUCACCGACCACUCUCCGCGUCUUCGCCCCAGCCGCAGCAUCAUCACUCGCACAAUACAUACUACGUUCCCUCAUCGCGGCAUCUGCACCUUUGCCGCUUAAUGACAACAUUUCACAAGACAUACUCGGAAGGAGCUAUCUGCCUUUUCCGGCGAACACAACCAGUAUCGUGGAUAAUACGAAGGUCAGUUUGUGCGUUGAGACUCUGCUGCGACUUUUGGACCACCACAUCGGACUAGCGUGGACGCCAGGUCUACAGGAGGCAGCGGAGGCGGGGAUUAAAGCCAGGACUGCAAAAGCGAAGAAGAAGCAAACAAAGAGAGGGACUGAUAGGGAUUGGGGUGGUGAUGGGACGUGGUUGGCUGCUAGUGCAGAGAGAAUAAGGGGCGUGGUUGGGAUGGCAAAACCGUGA